AGAUGAACGAGGUGAUACGCUCGUAAUGACAAAUGUGCCGCGGUGUAUUCAAUUACAAACAAUCGAAAGCUGGCGCGUGUUCCGAAGCGGUAGGCUUGUCAAAGGGUGAUCAGAAGGAGGACGAGCACGAUCGUUUGGAGGAGUCAGUCGAUCCAUUUAGUUUAGAAAUGGGUUGCUGUGGUUGUGCGGACGAGCCUUCGUCCAAAGUGGAACCAUCGUCUAAAAUGGAGCCCACGGAUCCUACGAACUCUAUGACACCUAAUAAUCAAGGCUCGCCGUCGAGUUAUUCAGAGCAGAUAUUCGUAAAGGAUCGAUCAUGCACCGAUUUUCUGGCUAUAAUCGUUCUACUUGUUCUGGCGGGUGGUUUUGUCUUCAUGAUGACGAAUGUGGUGAAGAAAGGUGACAUUUUCCGCGUGAUAAAUGGAUACGAUGAUUGCGGAAAUGUUUGCGGUCGCAUAACCUCGUAUGAAAAUGACCCGAAAUUCAAGUGUAAAGGUGCUGAUUACACCAACAAACCGUAUCUCGAAAUUGAUAUAGAAAUGACUGGAGUGAAGAAACGUACAUGUGUGGAGAACUGUGUGCAGGACGAGACCAAUAAAAUAUUAUUCCUGAAUCGCUGUAUGCAUAAGAAAGUGACAGAAACUAUCAACUCCAUAAUAAGGACCCUUCGGUUAGAAAGUUUUUACAAUGAUGCAGUUACUGAUCUGGGAAUCGCAUGGCGUGAAUUGAUUUAUCUUUUGCUUAUAGCUUUAGCACUUUCUCUCGGUAUCCUGGUGGCCUUCCGCUAUAUGGUACAAUAUGUCAUUUAUGUCGUAUUGAUCGGCGCAGUUUUGGCUUGCAUCGGUGGCACAACGUAUCUCUGGCUAGCGUGGUACCGUGAAAAAAGAAGCGUGGAAAGAGGCGAGGUCUAUCCGGAUGAUUCCAGCGUGGAACCCUACUUUAUCUACGCUAUUAUUAUGUCUGUUGUUUCUGUGAUUGUUCUUCUAGUAAUUCUAGUAAUGAGGAAAAGAAUCGAACUGGUCAUGCAGCUUUUCCGAGAGGCGGGUAAAGCUGUAUAUUCGAUGCCUGCGUUGCUAUUUCAGCCGAUUUAUACCUAUCUGCUGAUCGGGUCUACCGUAGUAGCAUGGGUCUACUGUAUGCUAUGGAUAGAGAGCGCUGGUGACAUUUACUUGAAUAGAAAAAAUCACGUUCAUUUCAAGAAAGAUGCGCUGCUUAUUGCAACAAGAUGGUACAAUCUAUUUUUAUUCUUCGUGGCGUGUGAAUUCUAUUUGGGUUGCCAGCACAUGGUUGUUGCUUGCGCUGUUGCCCGAUGGUUCUUUACAAGGGAUAAAAGAAGUCUUUCUUUACCAGUGGCAAAAGGUUUCGGAUAUCUUAUAAGAUAUCAUUUGGGUACCGUGGCUUUCGGAGCUUUAAUAAUAGGUAUUGUUAGAGUUAUCAGAGCCAUGAUAGCUUUCAUCCAAAAACAUCUAAAACGAUAUGACAACGCAUGUGUAAAAGGAAUUCUAUGGUGUUGUCAAUGUUGUCUCUGGUGUUUCGAGUGUGCUUUAAAAUUUCUCACUAGGAAUGCUUACAUCGAAACAGCUAUAUACGGAUGCAACUUUUGCACCGCUGGAAGAAAGGCAUUCCAGGCCUUGUCAAGCAACAUUUUACGAGUAGCGGCGAUUAACAGCGUUGGCGAUUUCGUCCUUUUUUUGGGUAAAGUCCUCGUUGUCACUCUUACCAUCGUUUCAGGAAUUUACUUGAUGCAGGUACAGAAAAAGGAAGGGCUUAAUCAUCCUUGGAUACCAAUCACUCUCGCAGGGAUAUUCGCAUUCCUUGUUUCGCAUUGUUUCAUAUCAAUCUAUGAGAUGAUUAUUGACACAAUAUUCAUAUGCUUCUGUGAGGACUGUGAGAAAAAUGACGGCAUUAACCGACCUUAUUUCAUGAGCCGCGGUUUAAUGGAAUUCGUAGAGAACAGCAAGAAAGCUUUAAGACAUCUAGAACAACAACGAGGUGCUGCAGCUUUAUAACAAGCGUUAAGAAUAUAUCUUUUUUCAAAGAAUAUAUCAUAUUAUUUUAAAUUCGAUGUUCAGUGCCAGUGCAACAAGACAAGCUCGUGAGUUAAGUUUGGACAGGUCUGUUGUAAUAUAUGGAUCUUUAAGAGAUAAUUGCAACACGUACAGAAAUAGUUUCUUUUCAUAUACGCAUAAGUUGUCUUCUUUUAACAUACAGGGGUGCGUUCAAAAUCGUCAUCUGGAUACAUCUAGAUGUUGUUUCAUUCUUGUUGUUCACGAAUGAUAAACAAGGAUAACACGACACCUGGGUGUCAGAUGAGGAUUCUGAAUGCAGCCUAACACAGUUAUUGAAGUUCUAUAGCAACAAAGUGUGGUGCGCACAAUCGAUUGUUUCGAUCAAUGGACUGACUAGUCUGACAACAUUAUAAGGAAUGUUACGAAUCAUUCUAUUUUCGAAGUUCCUAUUUCUAAAAAUAUUUUUUAUAUAACAAGAUAAUUUUUUCUACAUAAACUUAGAUGCGACGUUCGCACAAUUGCGAAUACGUCGAUUUGGCAGCCUGAACCUAGACAUGUACUUUUUGUACCAUGAUUAGUGAACAAAUUAAUCUAUAAGAUCUAUUCCACAUUCUAUAGCAUAAGUUUACAUAUAGUUAUAUUGUUAAA
Cyphomyrmex costatus is the source of this 2657-nucleotide messenger RNA. Its product is annotated as choline transporter-like protein 1. Gene Ontology annotation, molecular function: transmembrane transporter activity. NCBI's taxonomy places the organism in Eukaryota, Metazoa, Arthropoda, Insecta, Hymenoptera, Formicidae. The record is from RefSeq and is a predicted model, not a curated record. The coding region runs from base 33 to 2009 and encodes 658 amino acids. Gene Ontology annotation, biological process: transmembrane transport. Gene Ontology annotation, cellular component: membrane. The transcript is spliced from 17 exons.